AUGGCGUGGGCGCCAGGUCCCCAAAGACCCGGCGGGGUCCCUCCGGCCCACCGGUACGUUGCUGCGGGUCCAGGGCAGCAGAGCGUUCAGAUGAAGAAUCCGCGUAGCUCCGUUGCGGGGCAUCGAGAGUUUGUGGAUGUUCUACGGUCUCCUCAUAGAGGAACUGUUUCUCAGAUGCACCCUCUGUCUCCUGCUCUAUCGCCGAGAAACUCUGCUUCCCAGGGCCAACAGUCUCUGCUGAAUGUGGCACCGGGGAUCGUGGUUUCCGGCCAGCUGCCUGCGCGCUCUGCUGCAGGACAUGCGGUCGGAUUUCCCAGUGUCCGCACGCCUAGACACCAAAAUAGCAUGAAUUUAGGAUUAGAGCACACCAUUACCAUACAGGGGAUGCACGACAGGCAAGCUAGCGCAAUGUCCGGCCCCAGCAGUUGGCAAGCUGCACCGGGGCGGCCGCCUCAUGCGGCUGCAUGGUUUCCUCCGCCGUCGACACGGCCUUCACCGUCGGUGGACACCGCGUCGCUGGAGCAGCUGAAGAUGAUGAAGCUCCAGUUGCUGGAGGAGCAAAAAUGUCACCAGGAGAAGCUGGCGGGGCUGAAUCGCGAAGCUCUGGAACUCCAGCAAUCGCUCCGCAGCCAACAGGCGACCGUGCUGGAGCUUCAACAGAGGCUGGUUAGCCAGCAGAGAGCGUUUGAGGAAGAACUCGUGGCUCUGCGACUCUCUGCGCCUCUCACCUUCGUCUCGCCCUCCGCCCAAGGAACCUACGAGACGCGAGACCUGAAGGCCCUGCGCGAUGUUGGAGUGGAAGAAACGACUGAUCCUCACAGGCCAUCGACAGGAGGCGAGAACCCCUCAGACAGUACCCUGCUCGCGAGAAAGAGACAGCUACAGGAGGCGGAGGCGGCCUUGACGGCGACACAGGAGAGGCUGGAGGCGACGCGACGCAUGCUCCACAACGCGAUCGAGGAGGAGGAGUCAGGCUCAGAGAAAAGACGAUCUAGUCCCGAACGUGAGCGGAAAAGAGAUGACGCUGCGCGUAGCAACAAGAUAGCAUCAGACGAGGCCGCGUCGUCGCAGAAGCCUCCAGAUCGAGUUGAGGGCGCAAGCAGACAACUCCGCGUGGCCUCAGCCACAAAACAGGAAGAGGCGGGGCGUGACGAAGGGAAGAACAACCUGAAAUCGAUUUCGUCUCAGAAUCUGGUGGUCUCGAAGGCGCUGUCAGGACAGACACCCAUGGCGAACUCUGUUCUUUCUUCAGAGGACUCGGUGAAGAAAAGCAAUGGACUCAGUCAAGGACGCAUGGGAGCAGAGACCGCGAGUGUCUCAAAGGAUCCAAGUUCAACCUUAACCUUUGGGGGUUCGUCUCCUGUCAUAGUUCGCAGCCCCAGUCCCCGAGAGAGCUUGCGGAAAAGCACGCAAAAUCCUACGCCCCAGAACGUGGACAAGGUCACCACAUCGAAGGUGACUCCAGCCCUGAAAGAGUCCCGCACUUUCGGGUUGUCAAAGGGGUCCCCGCUUGAAGGCGGCAAGGCUCCAGGGUCCCCUCGUUCUCUGGAUGUCCCCGCAGCCGGCCGUGCGACUCCAAAAGUGAACAUAUACGCCGCGCCGGAGAUGUCCACGUCAUCUUACAUUGGGAAGCUGCUGAAGGGCGCCGACUCUGGAACCAAGACUUCGUCUGUGAUACCUCCGUCUCAGGGAUCUGGAAAGGUGAAUUCGUCAAGAGUUUUAGGCCAGUCAGACGGUGCAGGGGUCUCCGUGCUUAAGCCGAGCACGCAGGCAACGACGCACCUGCAGGUACCGUCUUCUCUGACACGGCGUAGUAUGCUUUUGCCAUGCUCAGCUGGCACCUCUAGAGCCCCAGCGGGAAAGGGAGAAAAAGAGCAGACUUCGAGACCCGCGACAGAUAAAGGCAUGAGCAAUGCCGGGAACAAACAUCCCGCGGGCACAGUGCCAAAAGCUGUUGCGACACAGCAUCUUAAAGCUGGAGAAACGACUCUUUUAGUACCGUCGCAUACGCGUAUAAUUGUCCCGCGUUAAUUCCUCGUUCUGUGCCCUUGUUCCGAGCGAAUGCACACGUUUGCAUCACUCCUGACGCUUCCUGCUUUCCAACUUUGAAUGAGCUGGAUGUCAAAAUUUUGGUGGACAUGUUGA
Molecule: messenger RNA, 2145 nt
Organism: Toxoplasma gondii ME49
Lineage: Eukaryota; Apicomplexa; Conoidasida; Eucoccidiorida; Sarcocystidae
Exons: 1
Coding region: 1-2031 (676 amino acids)
Source: RefSeq, a predicted model, not a curated record